UUUAUAUUUUGUUUAGGCUAUUGAAGAGGAAGGUGGAAACCCUGACGAGAUAGUAAUUGCAGUCGACGCGGCUGUGAAGAAAACUCCAAAACGAGCUAGCAAGGGGAGGAAACUGGAAGAUGAAGGAGCUGAAGAUAUUACCAUGGAAGAUGAUUCAGGAGAUGGACAGGAAGACAUAGAAGCAAGUUUAGAAAACAUGCAAGAUAUGGAUAUACUGGACAUGAACGUCCUUGAUGAAGCCGAGAUUGACAAUGGUAUUUUGAUUCAUUGUGAUGAAUAUGAUGCUGAUCAGGUCCUGGACUCUCUUUCUGCUGCUGUGGAGGCUGAAGACGCAGAUGCUCCAAAGAGCCCCUCCAAAGAGAAUGAGCCUGCUUCCAUCCCAGGAGUGGAACCAGAACUGGCUAGUCACUGUGUGAAGGAGGAAGUUGGUGGCAGCGUCUCAGUUGAAGACGAUGAUUUGCUGUCUGAACAGCCCAAACAGGAAUGUGGAGACCACACUGCGGAAACAGAAAAUGAGAAAGUAGCUGGGUCUUGUAAAUCUGAGCCACUUAAAGAAGACCCACAGGAGCAGCCGCCUGCGCAAGACUCGACCGCCUCUGAGACGGCGCAAAAAGUUGUGGAGGACGACCGUGUUUCAGUUACCGUUCAGGCAGAGGACGCCCUUGCUCUCGAUUCAGAAAGCGAAACUCGUGACAAAGAAAAAGCCGACUCUGAGCUGGUUGAUACUGAUUUAAAGGAUGUAGAUAAUCAAAAUGUUGAAGAGAAAAUGGACACAGAAGCAAUAUCUGCAGAAAACAUCCAAGAUAAUAACUUAAGCGUACAGGAUUCGGAACAAACUGAUAAAGAAAUGACCGUUGCGUCUGAAAAAGAAUCAAAAUUGGAAGUUGAUGAGAACAAGGAUGAAGCUGACAAAACAGAAGAGAACCUGAAUACUGGUGACUCGGCAGCUACGAAAGAGUCCUCUUCUGUUGAGGGCGCUGAUCAGAAACAGAGCUCUGACAAGGAGGAAAAAGAUACUAGUACUCAGUCAAAAGAUGAGAAAGGUCAAACAAGUAACAGUAGCAGCACUACAUGUGGAAGGAACCUGUGGGUCAGUGGACUGGCUUCGACCACCAGAGCGACAGACUUGAAAAACCUCUUCAGCAAGUAUGGAAAGGUUGUGGGUGCAAAGGUGGUGACAAAUGCACGUAGCCCCGGUGCCCGUUGCUAUGGCUUUGUUACAAUGUCCUCAACCGAUGAAGCAACAAAGUGCAUUAGCCAUCUGCACAGAACAGAGUUGCAUGGAAGAAUGAUCUCUGUAGAGAGGGCUAAAAAUGAACCCGCUGGAAAGAAACCUUCAGACAAACCUGAUGCCAAAAAGGACUGCAAGUCUACCAGCAGUGAUGCUGCGGGUCUUGCUACAGAUGCUGAACAAUCUGAAGAAAACAAAGAUGAGAAAUCUGAUGCUAAUGAAGAGAAAAAAGAUGAUAGCGAUGGUAAAGGAGGUUGCGGUACAGAAAGAACUGUGGUCAUGGACAAAUCUAAAGGGGAGCCUGUCAUCAGUGUCAAAACUAACAAAGACGGAAGAAGCUCCAAGAGCCAGGAUCGCAAGUCCGAGAGCAAAGAGAAGAAAGACAUCCUCUCCUUUGACCAGAUCAAAGAGCAAAGAGAGCGUGAGCGACAGCGGCAGAAGGAGCGAGAGAUCCGUGAGGUGGAGAGGCGCCGGCACUCUGGAGACAGAGAUGGAGAUCGUGAAAGCAGACGGGAGAGGGAGCGCAUCCGCUUGUUCCGGGAGAAGGAGGAGAGAGACCGGCUCAUCAGGCAGAGGAAGUGGCUGGAGCUGGAAAGGGAGCGCCUGGACGGAGAGAGGAUGGAGCGUGAGCGGCUGGAGAGGGAGCGGCUGCGGGUAGAGUACGAGAGGCGACGGGAGCAGGAGAGGAUACAGAGAGAGAGGGAGGAGCUGCGGAGGCAACAAGAGCAGCUCCGAUACGAGCAGGAUCGCAGGCCACUGAAGAGGCCAUACAACUUUGAUGGAAGGAGAGAUGAUUGGCACGAGAAGAGGAUGAACUUGGAUGACCGGUAUGGACGUGGUUCUGACUUUAGCCGCCAAGACCGAUUCCAGGAUUUUGAUCACCGGGAUCGUGGACGGUACCAGGAUGACCUGCUGUUGGACAGACCAGGCAAGACGUCUGAGGGCCGAGACAAUGGUUUUCCUCCCCGAGCUCCGCCGUUUGCAAAGGGGGCAGAGGGGCCUCGUGAGGGGAGAGCAGUAAACGGUGCUGGGGAGCAUGAAAAACCCAUUCCCCAUGAGGACUGGAAAUCAGAACGCAGACCAGACAAAAAAGAUGCUGGGAGAGACGGGUCAAGAUCAAUGAUGGGAGAAAGAGUUGGGCCGCCAAAACAUUUCUCAGAUGAUCGGUCUGACCGACAUAGCCGAGAUUCUCGCGAUAGCUGGAGCAGUGGAUACGAUAAGAGAGGACUGAAUCAGACCAGAGAUAGUCGUGAUUGGUCUGGAGACCAUGGCCGUAAAAUGGACGGAGACAGAAGCUGGCAAAAUAGCCAUUCUGGGCAAGGUCAUAUGAGUCGUGGAGGAAUGUCUGGUCGUGGAAGCUACAUGCAAGGAGGAAGUUCUCCAGGUGUUUCAGGGACUGUGAACCGGCCAAGCCAAAUGAUGCCAGGUGGUGGAGUGCAAGGAGGGGCUUUUGGACGACGCUAUUAAUUGUUAUAAAUUGUCUGCUGUGUAGUAUGGAGCAACAAAUCCUCCUGGUGUUUUUUUUUUUUUUUUACAUUUUUUUUUAAUUCUGCUGCCUAUAUUCAGCUACAGAGCAAUAUGAGUGAAAUGUGACCUUUUUUUUUGUAUUUGUUUUGCCCCUUUUCUGAAGGGGUGCACAAACUUAUGUAACAAAUUAAAUGUAUUUUUGGUUUUUAAAUACUUACAUUCAUGUUUCUCAACACAUGUCAUUCCACAUAGGCAUUGUUUUAUCAAUAAAUGCACAGAUGAGUCAGUG
Molecule: messenger RNA, 2987 nt
Organism: Polyodon spathula (Mississippi paddlefish)
Lineage: Eukaryota; Metazoa; Chordata; Actinopteri; Acipenseriformes; Polyodontidae
Product: scaffold attachment factor B2-like
Exons: 21
Coding region: 143-2698 (851 amino acids)
Biological process (GO): regulation of mRNA processing; regulation of transcription by RNA polymerase II
Cellular component (GO): nucleus
Molecular function (GO): RNA binding; sequence-specific DNA binding
Source: RefSeq, a predicted model, not a curated record